AUGACAGAACUUAACAGACUACUAACCAAAACAAUCUACGACUUUAAGCUUCCUAAUUCCUCAAACGAGUACAUUGAUUUUCAAACUUUUAAAAAUAAAGUAUUGAUAAUCGUAAAUGUAGCAAGUCUAUGUGGUUAUACACCGCAAUAUCUCGAAUUACAACAACUAUAUGCAAAGUAUCAUACGCGAGGAUUAGAGAUUUUGGCAUUUCCAUGUAAUCAAUUUGGCAAUCAAGAACCUCAAACUUCCAAAAAAAUCGAACAACAGUGCCGGCGCGAUUUCGGAGUUGAGUUUCCUAUUAUGAAGAAAUGUCGCGUCAAUGGCGAUGACUCUAUUGAACUAUACGAGUUUUUGAAAACGUCAAAACCGGGAUUAUUUGGAUUCAGGGGAAUCAAAUGGAAUUUUGAAAAGUUUGUUAUUGAUAAAAAGGGCAAUGUUGUUGCUAGGUUUGCAUCAUCUGUUACUCCUUUAGAUUUUGAAGAUUAUAUUGUGCAGUUGUUAGACAAAGAAGAAGAAGAAAAAAUACAAAGUUGA
Lodderomyces oxycetoniae is the source of this 534-nucleotide messenger RNA. It is a transcript of the gene GPX3, whose product is annotated as Gpx3p. The transcript has a single exon. Lineage: Eukaryota; Fungi; Ascomycota; Pichiomycetes; Serinales; Debaryomycetaceae. Gene Ontology annotation, biological process: cellular response to oxidative stress. Gene Ontology annotation, molecular function: glutathione peroxidase activity. The coding region runs from base 1 to 534 and encodes 177 amino acids. The record is from RefSeq and is a predicted model, not a curated record.